AUGGAUUGGUUGCAAUUUACAUGGAGGUCUUGCAAUUGGAAUUGUCUACUAAAUUGGUAUGCUUAUAAUCUAAAGGGCAAGGGGUUCAUGAAGAAGGUUAAGAGAAUGGCUCUAGCUGCAACAGUUUAUUUUGUGUGGCAAGAAAGGAAUUUGAGAUUAUUCCAAGGAAAAAAUCGUAGCCCUGACAUUCUCUUUCGAGCAAUUAAGCUUGCCUUACUUUCAAAAGUUUUGAAUGAGGAAAUCCCGCUGCAAUUCAAAGAGAAAAUUGGGAGGAUAAUUGCUAGUAUUGUGGGUAUUCCUUUAUAUAUUGAUCAAGCAACUGCAUCUGGGGAGAGACUUGCAUAUGCCAGAUGUUUUGUGGAAAUUUCAUCUAAAGCUAAUCUUCCCAAUUCUGUAAGAAUGGAUUUAGGCAAUGGAGAAUGGUUAGAAACUAAUGUGGAGUAUGAAUGGGUUCCCCCUAAAUGUAGUAAAUGUUUAGUUUUUGGCCAUGUUGACUAUCAAUGUCCAGUAGUUCUAGUUGAGAAAUGGGUUCCUAAAGCUACAACUGAUGAAAUAAUUAAGGCAAAAGAAGUUGAGUUACCUGUGACAGAUUCUACCAUUUCAAAUAAAGUUUCUCAUCAACAUGGCGUAUCAGACAUUGGUGCAAGCUUCGAACAUACAAUAGUUGUUUCAGAUUCUGAUUUUCCUCAAGAGGAUGCUACCAACUCAUAUGGCUAUGAUAAAGAAAUAACAGCUCCUGAUUCUAUUAUAUCUGAAAGAAAUGAUAAUUUGUUAUAUGGGAAAGUUGUUGUAAAUGAGGUUAUAUCAAACAUAGAUGAUAAUGGGCCUGGGAAAAGGAUUUAUGAUGAUGUUGUUAUCAAUAAUGAUUAUAAUGAAUCUGAGGAACCUUCAGAUCAAGCUGUGGUUGAGCAGAGUUCUGUGAUGCAAGACAAUCAGGAAUCUAUUCAUAAUAUUGAGCAAAUUGACAAUUUCACAUCAAUUACAAAGGAAACCUUUGAUUCAGAUACUUCAGAAACAAUGUCAAAGAAGAAUGGCCAUGCAGACAAUACAGGCUUCCAUAAAUCUGGAAAUGAUUCUCAUCUACCUAGUAAACCAGACUGUUUUUUUGGGUAUAGGCUCUAUUUCACUCGUGUAAAAUUGGGAAACCCCGCAAAAGAAUUCCAUGUUCAGAUUGACACAGGCAGUGACAUCUUGUGGGUAGCUUGUAAUGGCUGCACUGGAUGCCCGACAAAAAGCGGACUCAAUAUUCAACUGGAGUCCUUCAACCCGAAAAGUUCGUCGACUGCUUCAUUGCUCAGUUGCUCGGAUCAGAUGUGUAAUAAUGCAAUUCAAAAUGGAGAGGCCACAUGCUCCUCUUCAAAUUCGAGUAGUCAGUGUUCAUAUUCUUUUCAGUAUGGAGAUGGCAGUGCUACAUCAGGAUAUUAUGUAUCUGAUACGCUCUAUUUCGAUACUGUUGCUGAGAAUAACAAGCGUGCAAAUUCUUCGGCUAAAGUCAUUUUUGGAUGUAGUACCUCAGAGUCUGGGGAUCUAACAAAAUCAGAUGCAGCACUUGAUGGCAUUUUUGGUUUCGGAAAGCAACAAUUAUCUGUAAUUUCACAGCUCUCUUCUGCUGGGAUUUCUCCGAGAGUGUUCUCUCAUUGCUUGAAAGGUUCAGAUAAUGGUGGAGGGAUUUUGGUCCUUGGUCAAAUAGUUGAACCGGGUAUUGUUUAUACCCCACUUGUUCAAUCCCAACCUCAUUACAACUUGAAUCUAGAGAGUAUCAAUGUCAAUGGGCGACAACUAAAUAUUGAUUCCUCAGUGUUUUCGACAUCAGCAACACAAGGAACAAUUAUUGAUUCUGGAACUACACUGGCUUACCUAGCAGAAAAAGCAUAUGAUACUUUUGUUAAUGCAAUAGUUUCUUCAAUUCAGUCAUCGCUAGUGCAGUCCAUUAAUAGUACAGGAAACCAGUGUUUUGCUACAGCUAGCAGUGUUGAUGACGUAUUUCCUCCUGUUACUAUGAAUUUUGCUGGGAAUGCAGCAAUGAACUUGAAGCCUAGAGAUUAUCUUCUACAAGGGGGUUAUGCUGGUAAUGCUAUUAUAUGGUGUAUUGGCUGGCAAAAGAACCACGGUGGAACGACAAUCCUAGGAGACAUUGUCCUUAAAGACAAGAUUUUUGUUUACGAUUUGGCUAAUCAGCGCAUAGGUUGGAGAAGUUAUGACUGCUCUUUACCCGUAAAUGUUUCUUCAUCAUCUGGUAAGAAUAAUGAGUACACCAAUACUAGGCAAGUCGGUGUCAGCAGCUCAUCACGCCAUGUGAACUACGCGCUAUUGCCAUUGAGCAUCGCGGCUUUCCUCGUACAUGAUUUUCUAUUUCACAUCAACCGAUUAUAGCUCACCUGAAGUACGCAUAAUAAUAACGUAGAUACGCAUGUAUAUGUAUAAUGAAUUGUUGUAAUCCAUUCUUU
Messenger RNA from Asparagus officinalis (garden asparagus), 2447 nucleotides. RefSeq names its product candidapepsin-7-like. Lineage: Eukaryota; Viridiplantae; Streptophyta; Magnoliopsida; Asparagales; Asparagaceae. The record is from RefSeq and is a predicted model, not a curated record. The coding region runs from base 1 to 2373 and encodes 790 amino acids. Gene Ontology annotation, molecular function: aspartic-type endopeptidase activity. Gene Ontology annotation, biological process: proteolysis. The transcript has 11 exons.